Trichoplusia ni (cabbage looper) is the source of this 827-nucleotide messenger RNA. RefSeq names its product cuticle protein CP14.6-like (gene CPR25). Gene Ontology annotation, cellular component: chitin-based extracellular matrix. Bases 456 to 764 code for a protein of 102 amino acids. Lineage: Eukaryota; Metazoa; Arthropoda; Insecta; Lepidoptera; Noctuidae. The record is from RefSeq and is a predicted model, not a curated record. The transcript is spliced from 2 exons. Gene Ontology annotation, molecular function: structural constituent of chitin-based larval cuticle.
GUACCACUUACAGUUUUCAUACCAUACGUUCCUACAAUUCUCUUGAUUUCUCUUGAACUUUGGUGAUGGUGUAAACCUAUCUCCCCUUCGAAUAUGUUUAGAUGUCGUGAAAUUUCAGCUGGUCGGUUAAGUGGUGUGUGUUAAUUUAUGCGUUUACCAUCUUUCAUAACCUGAUUUGUAUUAUCACCUUAGCAAGUGCACAUCAUCAGUUGAUGUAACCUUUACAAAUACACAAUGUAUUUAAGGAGAACUUCUGCGUAUUUUUUGUCACUUCAAUAUUAUCACUACAAGUUUUAUCAUGAUUGCCUUGGUAAGUUUAUUAAGUAUUCAAAUUUUAAAUGUUAUUUUUCCAUGCGUAUUUUUAACUUAUUCAACUCUAUGCGCAUCAUAAAAUUUUUUAGACAUUUUAAACUGUCCUGCAUCCAGCCUCCUUCGAAUGCAACUGAAAUGUUAUUAUGAUGUUACAGAAAUUAAUCUUCUUGGUCGCUGUUGGCACUGUUUUGGCAGCUGACAACAAACCCGUCCCGGAAAUUCUGUCUCAAAGCAAAACAUCGAACCCCACCGGAUAUGCCUUUGACUUUAAAACCAGUGACGGUGUAUCUCGAAAAGAAGAAGCCAACCUAGUCAAAGUGGGCGACAAAUAUGGAAUCUCCGUCAAAGGAUCUUACUCAUACAUCUCCCCCGAUGGCAUAGAGUACCAAGUCAUUUAUACUUCUGAUGACAAAGGCUUCAAGCCACAAAUUCACGGUUCAUCUCAACAUUAAUUAUUUCCGUUAUGUAUAUUGUUACCCUUUAGCUGUUAAAAAAAUAAAUAGAAAGAAAAUUUA